AUGCUUUCUACUGGUAUCAGGUGUAAUAUUCUUAAGCGUCUGCCGAACAGUGCACUUUGGCUUCUCAGAUUCCCAACUGCUGGUGAAAUGAGACUUCGAGCAUAUGCUGUAGCUCAAGGAGUGCAACCAGAGCAAAUAAUUUUUACAGAUGUUGCCAUGAAAAAUGAGCACAUCAAACGUAGUGCUUUGGCAUAUUUGUUCCUGGACACGCCUCUGUGCAAUGCACAUACCACAGGAACUGACAUCUUAUGGGCUGGCUUACCGAUGAUUACCCUGCCUCUAGAGAAAAUGGCUACUAGGGUUGUCGGGUCUCUCUGUCUUGCAACUGGACUGGGAGACGAAAUGAUUGUUAGCAGUGUUGUUGAAGUGUGUCGUUGA
Cucumis melo (muskmelon) is the source of this 378-nucleotide messenger RNA. RefSeq names its product probable UDP-N-acetylglucosamine--peptide N-acetylglucosaminyltransferase SEC. Bases 1 to 378 code for a protein of 125 amino acids. Gene Ontology annotation, molecular function: protein N-acetylglucosaminyltransferase activity. The record is from RefSeq and is a predicted model, not a curated record. Lineage: Eukaryota; Viridiplantae; Streptophyta; Magnoliopsida; Cucurbitales; Cucurbitaceae. The transcript is spliced from 4 exons. Gene Ontology annotation, biological process: protein O-linked glycosylation.